ACUCUCCACACUCUCCAAAAAAACAAAUGCAAAGCAACAAUACAAACACACGCAUAGCCAAUUUAAGCAGCCGUAAUAUAUAUGGAUUGUCAUAUAAUAGAGAGCGUUCAGGCGACACAGACACAGUAUACACAUAUGCGUGAAAAACUAGCUGGCAACAACGAUAGUUGACUAGAGAUAGAUCCAAAUGUCAAGUAAAACUAUCAAAACGCUGCGAAUAGAAUUAAUAAAUUGAGUGCAAGUAUUUAACGCAAAACCAUGGCCGCUUCGCUUAUCUGUGUGGAUAUAAGCUCGGAAUCGGAGGAUGAGUGUCCACCUGGUGCCAAGCGACGACGCCUGGAUAAGCCCCGCAAUGGGACCGCUAAACAGAGCCUGCCGGAAAAGCUGAUGAACAUACCAAAAGCAGCCGUGUCGGGCGGCAGCGGAGUCAGACUGGGAGCACUUAGUGGAGGAGCAGGAACAGCAUCCAAUCCAGCCGAAUUGCAGCCGCUCAAAUCUAUGCACAUACCCAGUGGCAUAACAAUCACAAAGCACGGCAAAAACGCCGCCGCCGCCAGCAGCAAUGGCAUGGUUAUCACUUCGAUUGCUUCCAUGCAUGAAUAUAACAACAACAGCAACAACUUUAACAACAACAACAACAAUAGUAAUAGUAAUAAUAAUAAUAAUAGCAAGCAUAAGCCACAGAGAACGCCAAUGGCUCAGAAAACAGCCUAUCCGUCGAACAGCAAGGCACUCGGACAGAGCAUUAUGAUAACCAGUGUAUCGUCGCCCAGUCAUCAGGCGAAGCCAACGUUGCCCACUCUGCCGGUUAAGCUGGCGCCCGCGCGUCAGCACGUGAAGCUGACAACCGCCCAACAGGUGAAGCUGACGCCGGUUCAACCAGUAAAGACGCCGCCGACGACGGCGACGACGACGACGAUGACUAUGCCGAAUCUUCAGGCGAAGCCAGUGCUCGGCUACCAGGCGAAGGCGUUGCCCACUCUUCAGGUGAAGACGAUGCCAACAACAGCGACAAACCAGGCAAAGCCGACGCCCAAUUUCCAGGUGCAGCAGACUUCUGUUUACCGCAUGAAGGGUGCACCUCUUCCCACCGGCUACCAGAUGAUGGCUAUGCCCACAAACCAGCCCAAACUGACGCCCACAAGCCAGUUGAAGCCGAUGCCCAGUAAUCAAAUAACAGUUUCGGCAGUGGCCCCCAAGCUUGUGUCCCCCCAACAGCAACAGCUGCCACUGGCGGCUGGGCCAGCAAAGAAUCAACUCAAUGCCGCUGCCAGUCUCCAGGAGAAGACCACGGCCCGGCUGAGUUUGCCAACUCAAAAGAUGACCGCAGUACAAAUUCAACAACACUUGCAGCAGCAGCAACAG
This is a messenger RNA of Drosophila obscura, 1365 nucleotides long. Its product is annotated as daxx-like protein. The transcript has 2 exons. The annotation marks the transcript as partial. NCBI's taxonomy places the organism in Eukaryota, Metazoa, Arthropoda, Insecta, Diptera, Drosophilidae. The record is from RefSeq and is a predicted model, not a curated record.